Spirometra erinaceieuropaei is the source of this 453-nucleotide messenger RNA. Lineage: Eukaryota; Metazoa; Platyhelminthes; Cestoda; Diphyllobothriidea; Diphyllobothriidae. The record is from the annotation of a GenBank genome assembly.
AUGUUCUCUGCCAUGCCGAUGGACGCCAACCGUGAUGAACGCCCCGGGAUCCGCAUCGCCUACAGGACGGACGGUCACCUUCCGAAUCAACGGCGGAUGCACUUCCAAUCACGCGUCUCCACAACUACCGUUCACGAACUUCUCUUCGCCGACGACUGCGCCCUGAACACCACCUCGGCAGAGGAGAUGCAACGCAGCAUGGACCUCUUCUCUGCCGCCUGCGAGAACUUCGGUCUGGUCAUUACCACGCAGAAGACGGUGGUGAUGCAUCAACCGCCACCCAACUCAGCCACAGCCCCCAACGCGCCGCCGCAAAUCAGCGUGAACGGAACCCAACUGCAAGUGGUGGAGAACUUCCCGUAUCUGGGCAGCGCCCUCGCCCCUAACGCCAAAAUCGAUGACGAAGUCGCUCGCAGGAUCUCGAAAGCCAGUAAAGCCUUCGGCCGCCUCUAA